This is a messenger RNA of Monopterus albus (swamp eel), 3282 nucleotides long. RefSeq names its product gastrula zinc finger protein XlCGF26.1-like. Gene Ontology annotation, cellular component: chromatin; PcG protein complex; transcription regulator complex. Gene Ontology annotation, biological process: regulation of transcription by RNA polymerase II. The coding region runs from base 175 to 2109 and encodes 644 amino acids. The transcript has 8 exons. Lineage: Eukaryota; Metazoa; Chordata; Actinopteri; Synbranchiformes; Synbranchidae. Gene Ontology annotation, molecular function: DNA-binding transcription factor activity, RNA polymerase II-specific; RNA polymerase II cis-regulatory region sequence-specific DNA binding. The record is from RefSeq and is a predicted model, not a curated record.
GAAGGUGGCGGAAACGUAAAAGAAGAAGAAGAAGAAGACGACGCAGAGCAGGAACACGCGUCGGACUCGUUUUUUCCAAACACCGUACCGAGAAUACUGCAUCAACAAAAGCUGUUUGCGUCAUUAUAAAGUUGUUGCCCCAAACUGUUACAGGUGACACAACAAUUUGUUAACAUGUCAGAUUUGGAGGCGCAAGUAGGCGCCAUUUUGGAGAUAAUGGUCAAUGCGGUUGUAUCAGAAAUAACCAAAGUUAUCGACGGCUCCGAUGCAACACAAGUGUCACAAUGUCCAACUGAAAACACUCACGGCUCCUCUGAGAAGGUGAUCCAGCUCAGUAUCCUCAUGGCGUCUCUUGCUCAGGAAGCUUUGGAGAAGAUCUGUCAGCUUUUCCAUGAAUGUUCCUCUGUGCCGUGUCUAGAGGUGACAGAGGGCGUGACAGAGAUUGGGGACCUGAGGAGGAAACUAGAGGUGGCAGAGACGGAGCUAAAGCUGGUGUCGGAGGGCAGUGGAGGCCAGGAGGAAGUGGAGGAGGGAGGCAGAAGGGCUCCACCCAACAGGGCAGAAGGAGAGAGUGUGCGGACCAGCCAACACUCAGUGAGGAAGAGUUGCAGAGCUGUGGCUGGUGGUGAUGCUGGAGUGAAGAGAUCACCUAUAAUUCACUUGUGGAAAGGCAGAACCUACGAGGACAGUGUCAACCUGGUUGUAAUAAAGGAAGAAGGAACAGGGCCCAGUGCUGACCAGGCGUCAUCUGGUUCUGGUCAGAACAGAGAUGAAGUGGGCCAGGAUGAGGACGGCGAUCCAGACUACCAGCUGGAGCCAGAAGAUGUGAAAGACACCGGCCCAGGAUACACCACCAGACCUACGCAUGUGGUAAAGCCCACGUCCUGUCGAGGUCGAGCCAAGAAGGAGAGUCAGAGUCAGACCCAGCAGACUCUGAGCUGCAAACACUGCAGGAAAACCUUCAUCAAGCUGCUGCAGCUCAAAGCCCACCAGGCCAUCCACGGGGCAAACGCAGAGAAACCCUUCCGCUGUUCUCAGUGUGGCCGGGGCUUUUCAUUCCAGCGAAGCCUCAACGCACACAUGCUACUCCACACCGGUGAGAGACCACACACCUGUGAUGUUUGUGGGAAGGGUUUCACCCUGAAGCAGCUCCUGAGGAACCACCAGCGCCUCCAUGCUGACGUCCGGCCGUUUCGCUGUGAACAGUGCGGGAAGUGCUUCUACCGAGCCCACGGCCUGAAAAUGCACCAGAAGGUCCACACUGGGGAGCGGGCCUACGACUGCCAGUACUGCAACAAAAGCUUCACGAUACCAGGUAACCUGCAGCGCCACCUGCGCAUACACACGGGAGAGAAGCCUUACAGGUGUGAGACUUGUGGCAAAAGCUUCAACCAGGCUGACACUCUGAAAAGCCAUCAGCGGAUACACACCGGCGAGCGUCCCUUUAGCUGCGAGACCUGCGGCAAGUGUUUUAUCCAAAAGAGUGUCUUGAAGAUGCACCAGAAGACCUCUCAUUCAGCGAAGAACUCACUGGCCUGCAUGGCGUGUGGCACUACAGUGGCCUGUGUCAACUCGCUACGCAAACACCUCCAGACGCACGCGGCGACUAUUCCAUGUGCAUGUGUGCUCUGCGGCCGAUGGCUCAGCUCCAUCACUGAACUGCGCACUCACCAGCAGCACCACACAGUGGACAGGCCUCACAGCUGUGGGCUCUGUGGGAAGAGUUUCAAGUCAGCCAGUUACCUGAAGAUUCAUCAGAGGACGCACAGCGGGGAGAAGCCCUUCUCCUGUGACAUCUGUGGUCGCAUGUUUACACAGCACAGCAGCCUUAAAUCACAUCAGGUGGUCCACACGGGAGAGAAACCAUUCAGCUGUGACACGUGUGGGAGAUCUUUCAGCAACAUGGGUAAUCUGAACAGACACCAGCGUAUCCACACUGGCGAGAAGCCGUUCAGCUGUGACAUUUGUGGACGCAGCUUCAACCAGGGCAACAGCCUCAAAGCCCACCAGCAGAUACACACUGGGGUGAAACAGUUCAUGUGUGACAAGUGUGGGAAGAGUUUUUCCUACCUGAGAAAUCUGAAGGACCACAAGUGUUUUUACGUCUGAGGCUAAACUGUGAUGAGGCGCCUGACCUCUCCUGUACCUGUCGAGGAAUAACUAAUUGAAUGGAUUAGGAAAAUAAUGACCUAGUUUUCAGUGAUUUUGUUUUCCAGAUUUGCCUUGUUUUACAGAUGGUGGGGAUGGACUUCAGGUGAGUGAACCUAUAAAUUAAGAGCUGUUAGUUGAAGCGAACACCUUUUGUUAUGCUUUAAAUUUUAAGGCUUCUACAUGACAUAGUUAUCCAGACAGAUUUGCAGUGAGUGAAAGUCAGGACAACAAAAGAUAGCAGGAAAAACAUCAUCUGAAUGCAGCCAACUGGAACAAGUACACAUAACAACCCUGAGCUCGUAAGAAAGAAGUGUAGGUAAAUUACAGAGUAGUGAGGACUGGUGAAAGCAGUCGGAGGAUUUGAUUGGUUUUAAUGGCGUUCAUUGAAAACCGCAGGAAAGAGAAUAACUGAGAAGCGGCAUGCCCAGUGUAUAAUGGUAUCAGUAGAGGGACCUACAUGUACCAAGAGCCUUUGAGCCUUGUCUCUGCAUUUGUAAGCAGUGUUUGCUAAUAGAGCUCAGAAACAUUCAGCUUCAAGUUGUUACACACCAGGGUUAAAAUAACAUCAGCCCUUGUUAUUUGUAGCUGGGUACUACACAGAAAAGCAUUAGAGACAAUCAGAUGAGCAAUGGACUGACUCUUGUUUCUGUAGAGUAAGGUACAAGCUGAUGGCCAUUUCCUAUUUUGUACGACUGGAAAACCAAAUAUUCGUCAUUGUGCAGAGAACCUAAAAUUGUCCCCUUGUCCAAUGUGGCAAAUGUAUUUAAAAGAUUACAAGGCAUCGUCAUUGCUUUCAGUGUUCCUGUUUUUAUAAAUUUUAAAAAACUGUACAGUUUGACUAUUAAAGUGUGACAGAUUAUAUUGUAUGUAGGUUUUUUCAUCCCUGUUUGUUGUAAGAUGUAGAUGUGUGAUGUUAGCCCACCACUAACUAACUAUCUUGUCUGUUUCUUACACUGUUUAGAUAAUACAUAGCUGAAAUAUAACUGUGAGGGUUUUGAAAACAAUUUAGAAAAACUGAUAUAUUGACUGAGAACAGAAACCUAUUUUGUAAGAAGUUUUCAUGUGGGGUGAAUAUUUGUUAAAUGGAAACCUUUUGACUGUGAGUCAGAUCGAUAAACACUAAAAUUUAAA